This is a messenger RNA of Humulus lupulus (European hop), 2174 nucleotides long. Its product is annotated as probable methyltransferase PMT23. The transcript has 8 exons. Lineage: Eukaryota; Viridiplantae; Streptophyta; Magnoliopsida; Rosales; Cannabaceae. Gene Ontology annotation, molecular function: methyltransferase activity. The coding region runs from base 128 to 2011 and encodes 627 amino acids. Gene Ontology annotation, cellular component: cytoplasm; trans-Golgi network; endosome. The record is from RefSeq and is a predicted model, not a curated record.
UCUCUCUCUCUAUAUAUAUAUAUAUAUAUAGACUACAGUACAGCAGAUCUAGUUUCUCCCAAAUAUCAGUCAGCAAAUUUCGUUUAAAUGUCGUUUUCUGGAUAAUUGACGAUACCGAGAAAAAGAAAUGGCAAUCUCAGUCCAUAAUCUGUUCCAAGAGAGAAAAUACCCAUUCAUUUUCGCACUCUCUGUUCUCCUCUUCUGCGUCAUCUUCCUACUCUUCACCAACACCAUCCAAUACCCUCUCUUCCUCUACCCCGAUACUCAAUCCCGACCGCUUGUUUCAGCCCCUAUCUCUGUCUCCGACUCAUCUUCUUCCCCUCCGUCCGUACAACAAUCCUUCAAUCUUCCCAAUCCAGUAACCCCUUUUGUCCCGCCGCCGCCUCCGUCGGAGAACAAAGAUGUCGGCUCUCUCCGGAAUAACGUUAUUACUACAACCACUUCUACUUCGGUCGAUGUGGGUUUCGAAUGGAAGCUCUGUCGGGAUCCCGAGGCGGUUGAUUACAUACCUUGUUUGGACAAUUACAAGGCGAUCAAGGCCUUGCAGUCCAGGAGGCACAUGGAGCAUCGGGAGCGGCAUUGUCCAAAUCCUAGUCCGCGGUGUUUGUCGCCUCUUCCGAAAGGGUAUAAGAUGCCAGUUUCAUGGCCUAAGAGCAGGGACAUGAUUUGGUAUGAUAAUGUUCCACAUUCAAAGCUUGUUGAGUACAAGAAGGAUCAAAACUGGGUUCGUAAAUCAGGAGAUUACUUUGUUUUCCCUGGCGGUGGUACUCAGUUCAAGCAAGGAGUUGAUAACUACAUUAAGUUCAUAAAAAAGACUUUGCCGCUUAUUAAAUGGGGAGAGCACGUGAGGGUUAUUUUAGAUGUUGGGUGUGGUGUUGCUAGCUUCGGCGGAGCUUUACUUGAUAAAAAUGUUAUUACCAUGUCAUUUGCCCCAAAGGAUGAACACGAAGCUCAGAUACAGUUUGCUCUUGAACGGGGAAUUCCUGCUAUUCUUUCAGUCAUUGGAACUCAAAAGCUGACUUUCCCAGACAAUGCUUUUGAUUUGCUUCAUUGUGCACGAUGUAGAGUUCACUGGGAUGCUGAUGGUGGAAAACCAUUGUUGGAACUCAAUAGGAUUCUUAGGCCUGGCGGGUUUUUUGUGUGGUCUGCAACACCAGUGUAUCGUAAAGACCAAACCCAUCAGAAUAAAUGGAACGCUAUGGUGAAUCUGACGAACUCUCUGUGUUGGAAGGUUGUUGCCAAGACCCUUUCUGAUUCGACAAGAAUCGGCAUUGUCAUAUUCCAAAAGCCUGUCUCACAUUCUUGCUAUGAGAAUCGCAAAGAAAAGAAUCCACCUAUCUGUGACAAUGAAAAUAGGAAAAAUAAUUCAUGGUAUGUGCCUCUAAGCAGUUGUAUUUCUCCACUUCCAGUUGAUAGCAUGGGUAACUUGUUCAGCUGGCCCCAGCCUUGGCCCAAGAGGCUCAAGAGUGAACCUAUAAGCUUAUCAACUGAACAAGAUGCAGUCCAAGAGUUCUACAAGGACACCAAGCAUUGGUCUGGACUAGUUUCAAAUAUAUAUUUAAAAGGUCUUUCUAUUCAAUGGUCAAGUGUGCGGAAUGUCAUGGACAUGAAUGCUGGUUAUGGAGGUUUUGGUGCAGCUCUUAUUGAUCAACCUGUAUGGGUAAUGAAUGUUGUCCCUAUUGAUAUGCCCGAUACAUUGUCUAUCAUAUAUGACAGAGGGUUAGUUGGAGUCUAUCAUGACUGGUGUGAGUCUUUCAAUACCUAUCCUCGAACAUACGAUCUACUACAUUCAAGCUAUCUCUUGGGAAACCUUACGCAAAGAUGUGACAUGGUAGAAAUUGUUGUGGAGAUAGAUCGCAUAUUGAGGCCAGGUGGGUACCUACUGGUUCAAGACACAACGGACACGGUUAACAAGCUUAAGCCAAUUUUGGAAUCACUUCACUGGUCCUUAACCCUUCAUCAAAAUCAGUUUCUUGUUGGUAAGAAGGGUUUCUGGCGUCCAAGUAGCUAAAUAGGCAUAGCUGGUCAUUUCCACUGAAAAGGUCCAGUGCAAGUGUUAUACAAGGACGAUAGAACUCUAGCACCUAUUCUUGUUUACUGCUUAAUAUUGAUAUCCUAUAGUUAAAAGAGUUUUACUUCAAAUUACUAUAAUAAGCCGAUAAUCAUUUUUUCUC